AUGUCGACCAGCGCAGCCAGUGCGCCGACGCCGAGCCGUCGAAACUCCGCAAAGGCCUCCGACGGCCUUAAAGGAAACCCCGCUCCCAACACGAACGGUCCCGACCAAGUGAUGCCCCAGGGUCACCAGAGACUGGUUUUCACUGACCCCGUCGCCCUACGAUACCUUGAAGAAGAUUCCUCUACCGAUGUCCUCCAUCGCCGCGAGACCCUACAAGGCUACGAAAUUUAUGUUGUCGAAAAAUGGGCCUGCUCUCGCGUGCAUCCGACCUUUGUUAUCGCGACCUAUACCGGUGACCCGUCGCAUACGGUUGUGGCUGGGGUACUCAGUGUGCCAACAAAUGAAGCCACAUGGUCACCUCGACUGCGUAUGUAUUUCGAUGCCGUCAAGAAAAAUAACACUCGACAAAAGGAGACUCCACUUGGAAUUAUCAUGGUCACAGACUUGGGCAAUUUCCCGUCAGCCUUGACUGUCAUUCCAAUCCCAGGAGGCGAUCUGAAAAAACACCGAGAGGAUUUUAUUGUGAACGAGAACUUGAAACGGCUGGGUUGCGCUGGGCGGGCAGGCCUCAAACUCCAGUAUCCAUUACCCGCCACCGAAGCAAAGUUUCAUCAGCUCUACCGAACCAAUGAGCGGGUCCGUCUUUAUAAUGCGGUAAUGGAGCUAGUGAAGCAGUGUCAAAUCGCCUUGAUGGUUUUUGGCAAGCUAGCACCGGAAUAUGUGGAUGGUCUCUUGUGCGAUGUGACCGAAGCAGCCAUCAGUGAUUGGUGGGCGGAUAUUGGGUCAGAAUUGUAUAAUAUUGAACCAAGCGAUGGUGUCCUGGGACCAACUACGGUGUCUGCUCUCCUUGGAACACUUCUUGGUGCUCGGAAUCGACUGCACACAUAUGGAGCUCCUGUAGGGAAGGAUGCUUUUGACAUCGAUAACCUCAAACGGGGUAUUAGCGGAUUCCAGAAAUCCCAGAAGUUGCCCCGAACAAGGAGGCUAGACCGAAGGACCUUGGAUCGACUACAUCGUGCUACCACCAAGGCUGCCAAUGCGGAAGGAUGGACCGAUGCUGUCAAGUCAACCAUGGUAGAGCUCAGUGGCCAAGGUGGUGAGAUGGUUAUGGGAAUGGUUCGCGGACGCGAGAAAGGCGGAAUCGCUGAUGUUGAAACCCUGGAUAUCGAUACCUUUAUCCAGUGCUGUUAUGGAUCAAGAGCGAAGUGGCUUUGGCUGGGGAAACUGGGAAAGAGUGGUCACGAUCACCCAUUCACACGUUCCCCGACAUCGGACAUGAUGUUCACCACAGAUGAUCAGGGCGGCUAUAUUUGGACAAGCCGGAAGAAGCACUCUGGAGAAGACUUGCAUGCCGAGCGGGUAACCUCUGCUCUCGAUCGACAAUGGAACUCUUCAGAUCCUAUAGUUGGCGAAGAAAAAGAUCACCGGAAGAAAGGUGUAAGUGGAAGGGUGUCGGAUGCUCGGGCUGGCCUGGGUCGUUUCAAGGACGCCGUGGGCCUGCCUGGACUGCGAUCACAUCACCACAAGCAGUCUCGAGACGGCCCAGAACUGAUGCAUGAUAUUGCUUAUCGUCCGUCCAUCGACAGUGAUACCGAGCCUUCAAUCACCAAAACAAUGACUGGGCUUACAUCGGACUCAAAGAUUGACGAGGAGUCAGAAGCUCGUCUAGAAGAUGACCAAAGCCAACCUUUGGCUCGGUCGGAAUCGAUGUCUGAUGUCAAACCCCCAGAAAUUCAUAUUGAAUCUGCACCGAAAGAUACAGAAACCGAAUCACAGGUGCAGCAACAAGACCAUCUUCCGAUUCCAAUGGGCCUCCCCGGGGUGGAAGAAGAAUCCGAUCUAGAACGCACUGCAACGCGGUCUACUGUCGCCUCCAGUGAUCCUGGAGACCAAGAUGAUGCAAGGCCAAACCUAGCCUUGAUGUCUCUUCGGCGUGCUCAGAGCUGUGAAGAGCUUCGGAGUAGCGAAAUCGGGCCCCAACGCUGCGACGAGAAAUGCCCGCGACAUCUUUCUUUUAGUAACGUUGAAGAAGUGAUCCACGCCUCCAAGCCGCUAGUUGAGCCGCCCAGAGUUGAUAAUUCGGCAACUUUAGACGAAGCAAUUGCCCAAGAAGAUAUCUUGGCAUCUGAUGCUCGUAUUUUCAGCUCCCGGAUAUUGGAGUUGGCUGAGUUCACUGCCCCUUGGGUUGAACGUCAAGUUGACGCCGUGGACAGCCUCAACAAAACACUCUAUGACCAACACGAAGAACUCAACUCAGUCUACAUAGAUCGUUUUGGUGAUUAUCAACGCCUACGAGAAAGAUCCAGUGACCUUUUGACCGACGAGACCGCCUAUUUGAAUGAUAGUGUCAAGCGCGUCGAGCUGCUCGGCGCUAAACUGGACUAUGAGCUCCAUGUUCUAGAAUCCAAAGUCGACGACAUGGAGGAGGGAUUGACCGACUUUGAGCGGCAUAUUGUCAACGUGGAAACCCGCGUCAAAGCCCUACUCCAAGGCGAGGAAGAACACAGUAUCUCCUGGAUGACGUGGGUACGACGGUCCUUUGGGUUUUCAGGUUCCUUUGACGUUUCCAACCCAUUAUAG
This is a messenger RNA of Penicillium verhagenii, 2580 nucleotides long. Its product is annotated as putative Sin3 complex subunit (Stb2). The transcript has a single exon. Gene Ontology annotation, cellular component: Sin3-type complex. NCBI's taxonomy places the organism in Eukaryota, Fungi, Ascomycota, Eurotiomycetes, Eurotiales, Aspergillaceae. Bases 1 to 2580 code for a protein of 859 amino acids. The record is from RefSeq and is a predicted model, not a curated record.